Megachile rotundata (alfalfa leafcutting bee) is the source of this 2858-nucleotide messenger RNA. It is a transcript of the gene VGAT, whose product is annotated as vesicular GABA transporter. Gene Ontology annotation, biological process: amino acid transmembrane transport. Gene Ontology annotation, molecular function: L-amino acid transmembrane transporter activity. The record is from RefSeq and is a predicted model, not a curated record. Gene Ontology annotation, cellular component: vacuolar membrane. NCBI's taxonomy places the organism in Eukaryota, Metazoa, Arthropoda, Insecta, Hymenoptera, Megachilidae.
CUCGGUAUCGGAGGUGAUCGCGGCUGCCAUCGUUGCAUUGUUCAAAAGCCGCUAAGUUUCUGAAGAAUUCCGUUCGUCGUUUGAGUACUAAUUAAAUAAUGGCCCACUUCCGUGGAUUUUAUAUACCAUCCUUUGGGGCAGCGGUCAACGUUGCAUGGGAAACACUGAAGGCUAAGUGGCCAGAAAACAGCCCCUGCAUGGAACUUAUUCGCGGAAAUGGGACAGGUCAACGACCUGUUCCAGGGCAAAGUGGUCAAGGAGAAUUCAAGUCAUUCGACGAAGGUCACGAUAAUACGGAAAUGAUGACCAUGAACGGAGAUCAAGGAUAUCGGGACCAGAACAAUGUAGCCAUCGCCGAGGAUUCCUUCAGCUAUCAACGAAACGGUGACAAAAUUAGGACAGGAAGUGUCAGUAGCGGAGAAUUUAGCGAAUACGACGAAGGUGGCGGUGAAUUUGGUGGAUCAGGGGUAAAAAUUAACGAAUGGCAAGCCGCAUGGAAUGUUACAAAUGCUAUACAGGGUAUGUUCAUCGUAUCGUUACCAUUCGCCGUAUUACGCGGUGGUUAUUGGGCUAUCGCUGCGAUGAUCGGUAUAGCGCACAUCUGCUGUUACACCGGCAAAAUACUCGUCGAAUGUUUAUACGAAUUGGAUACUGUAACCGGUCAGCGUGUCCGAGUACGGGAUUCCUACGUAGCUAUCGCGAAAGAAUGUUUCGGGCCGACAUGGGGUGCUCGAGCGGUAAACAUAGCUCAGAUAAUCGAAUUACUGAUGACCUGCAUCUUGUACGUGGUAGUCUGCGGUGACCUGAUGAUCGGUACAUUUCCCGAGGGAGCGAUCGACACCAGAAGCUGGAUGAUGUUAACUGGAAUAUUUUUACUGCCUCUCGGUUUUCUCAAGUCCCUGCAGCACGUCUCGGUGUUGAGCUUCUGGUGCACGAUGUCCCAUUUGUUCAUAAACGCCAUUAUCGUCGGCUACUGUAUCCUAGAGAUCGGUGAUUGGGGUUGGUCCAAGGUGAAAUGGACAAUAGAUCUCGAGAAUUUCCCGAUUUCCCUCGGCGUGAUCGUGUUUAGCUACACCUCGCAGAUAUUCCUGCCCACCUUAGAGGGCAAUCUGAUCGAUCGGUCCAAGUUUGACUGGAUGCUCAACUGGAGCCACAUCGCGGCCGCCGCCUUCAAGUCCCUCUUCGGUUGGAUCUGUUUCCUCACUUUCCAAAACGACACCCAGCAAGUGAUCACGAACAAUCUACACUCGGCCGGUUUCAAAGGUCUGGUCAACUUUUGCCUGGUGGUGAAGGCUGUACUCUCGUAUCCUCUGCCGUAUUACGCAGCAUGCGAGCUCCUCGAGAGAGCGUUUUUUAGGGGUAGGCCUAAAACGAUCUUCCCAACGAUAUGGACCGUGGAUCGCGAGCUGAAAGUCUGGGGUCUGGCGUGGCGAGUUGGCGUGAUCGUUUUCACCAUUCUUAUGGCGAUCUUCAUUCCCCAUUUCAGUAUUCUUAUGGGUUUCAUAGGUUCCUUCACCGGGACCAUGUUGUCCUUCAUAUGGCCCUGUUAUUUCCACUUGAAAUUGAAGAGAAACUCUAUGGAAUGGAGUGCAGUCGCUUACGAUUGUUUCGUCAUCUUCCUCGGUGUACUCUUCGGCGUUAUCGGUGUGUACGAUUCUGGCUCUGCUCUGAUAAACGCCUUCGAGAUCGGUUUACCGUUUUGAAUGGCCACUUGGUUCCUUCGAUCUUCGUUUGUCUUCCAUAAACAAAUGUGUAGAUAUACGCACUGCUCAAGGGAACUAUCGAAUUGCAGCUUGCGUCAAUUGCCCUUUAUCGUUGUAUCAAACGGUCGAAACCUAUCGAGAACGUCUGGCAUCUUUAAUCGCGCACCUAUCAAUUUCCGGAUCACAUGGUACAAGUAUUGUACCGCUUUUAGCGGCUGCACUGCAAUCUAGCAUUCCCUUGAGAUUCGAAGUGAAGAGAGAAAGAGAAAUAAAGAAAUAAUCAAACAACGCGACUCUAUUUUUGCUGAUUUCGAACAUUUUUAUGAUCGAUCGUACAAAGUUUACGAUUUUCGUGUCAUCGCUUAGAGACAUUAUUAUAAAGGUGUGUCCUUCCCGCUCGUUCAAGUAGAUACAAAACGUUCAAGACAUUUUGAGAUUGUACAUUUAUAAUUCAACCAGAACUCACACAUAUCUAGCUAAAUGAUGUAUAUUUAAGACGAAGAGCAUCGUAGAACGAGCAAAUAUUUAUUCUUGAGCAAUCUCGGCUUCGUGUCCUACGUCUUCCCGACUCCUCGUUUUUCUUGAUUUCAUCGACGAUGGUCGACAACAGGGGCUUCCUAGACAACAUUUAGAUUAUAUUUAGCAAGCAGUAAAUAUCUCGCUAGGCCGUAAGUAAUCGAUGUCUUCCAAACAAACAGGUUGCGUGUACAAGCGAAACACGGUGAAUAUUGUACGUACAAGUUAACUAAUUACUGUUACACAGAUUUCGGGAUUUUAUAAUCAACAUUGCGGAUCUUGUAAUUUCUAUCUAUACGUUGAAUCACACGUAUCGCCGAGGAGGCGUUUAGCGAACUUUAAGCGUACAGGAAGAGUAACUUUUGAUGCAUUAUAGUAUUUCGGACAAUGUUCAUUAGGGUGUGACACACUGGAAGGUACACGGAAUAACGAAAGAGAACCUUCCAUUCAAAAAAUGUAUAAAUAGGGUACAUUAUGUAAGUAGGAUUCUGGGGGAGCCUGGUCCAUUUCAAAAUAUGAAUUGACCAUCAGAAAUUAAUAAACUGCAACUGUGUUAAGCUUCUCGAGGGAAAAUAUAUUUUCAAAUCGUCACGUUUCUAAAUUUUUAUUUCUAAACCAUGAGAAUAUCUCAAUUUGCAC